CUUUGCCUUCAGAUAUGGCUCCCGGGGCCGUCAAGUCUCCAAUCAUGCCUUCUUUUCUCGGACCAUUGGGAAUGGAGAGGGACAGCGCCGUCAUGGGAGCGCAAACACCUCAGCUGACGCCUCCCGGCGUACAAGGCCUCACCACCUCCAUCUUGGGCUCCGUGAUCAGCGGGCUUCAGAAACCAAAGCAAACGGACAGCGGCCCUCCCUCGUCUGGGGUGUCUCUGCUGGGCGAACCGCCCAAGGACUUCAAGAUUCCACUCAACCCCUACUUAAACCUACACAGCCUUCUUCCCGCGAGCCAACUUGGGG
Molecule: messenger RNA, 312 nt
Organism: Gekko japonicus
Lineage: Eukaryota; Metazoa; Chordata; Lepidosauria; Squamata; Gekkonidae
Product: ribonucleoprotein PTB-binding 1-like
Exons: 2
Source: RefSeq, a predicted model, not a curated record